UCCUCCUCCUCCUCCUCUUCCUCCUCCCCCCGCUCUCGCGACAGCUCCGCACAGAAAAUGGCCCCGCGGCCGCCCCGCCGCUGAUGCGCGACCCGGGAGGCGCCGGCCCCGCCGCUGCCCCGCAUCGCCGGGAGGAGCCGCCGUGUCCCUGUGCCCGUGCCCAGCUCCAGCCAAGCCAUGAAGACGGAGAAAGACGAGGCUGUGGCCACCUUCUCCCUGCGGGGGAAAUUUGGCACAGAGGGGGCAGGCUGCAGUGACCCAGGCCUGCCCAGUGCCCCGAUGCCGGGGAGCGCAGGGACCCCGGCCCCGGAGCUGCGGCCGCUGAAGCGCAGACCUGUCCCAGGGAAACACUACCAGUGCUCGAGCUACGGCUGCAAACUGGCCUUCCCCAGCAUGCAGGAGCUGAUGGACCACCUGAAGGUCCACUACAGACCCACACAGUCCCUGGAGGGCAAAACCUUCCACUGCCCCACCCUGGGCUGCACCGAGACCUUCCCCAGCAUGCAGGACCUAAUGGCCCACAUGAAGGUGCACUACAAGCCAAACCGCUACUUCAAGUGUGAGAACUGCCUGCUGCGCUUCCGGACACACCGCUCGCUCUUCAAGCACCUGCACGUCUGCUCCGACAGCGCCAGCGGCCCCGCGCCGCCCCCCAGGGCCGACAGGCCCGUCCUGCCCCCCGCUACCUCUGCCCCGGAGAAGGAGCCCCCGGCCAAGCCAGCCGAGGGGCUGCCCAAGCUCCCGAGCGCUCUCCGGCCCCUGGAGAAAGAAGCCAUCGUGGCGGGCGCGGACACUGCCCCGGCGGCGCUGCCCACGGGGCUGCCCGAGCUGCCCGGCUCGCUGGAGCCGCUGCCGCUGGUGUCACCGGCCCCCCACCCCUUCCCGCUGCUGGAGCCCGGCCUGUUCGGGCCGUCGUCCUUGACUCGGUUCUCGGGGCCACCCCCGUCCUCGGUGCCGGGGCCGUUCCUGUCCUACGUGCCCCCCUCGCCCUACGGCCUGGCGCAGCCCCCGGCUCAGCACCGCCUGCGGCCCUUCCUGCCGGGCCACGGCCCCCCCAGCGUCUCCAACGCCGUCUGGAAGAAAAGCCAAGGUGUGAGUGUCAGCCCACUCCUCCCAUGCUUUGGCUCAGGAGUGACUCCAGGGCACUCCUCCAACAGCCGCAUCGUGUGGGAGCACACGCGGGGCCGCUACAGCUGCACGCAGUGCCCCUUCUCCACCGCCUCCCGCGACGAGAUGACCCUGCACACCGAGGACCACCGCAAGAACCCCCCGCCCGGGCGCCUGGAGGCCGAGAUGGAUUUCGGGGUGGGCCUCGCCCCGUUCCACGCCAAGCUGCCGCCGGAGAUGGAGAACUCCCUGUACUCCCAGCUUUGAUGCCCUCGGCUCUCACGGGACUCUCCUGCGCCUCCCCAUCCCUCCCCUGAGCCGGGCAGGGGGCACAGCACAGCCCCUGCCACCGUGCUGGGACAGGGACCCCUCCCUGGGGACAGGAGCACCCCCAGCCCAGCCCGCGGUGCCACAGGGGCGGAUGUUUGCCCCGGAGUUUCUCCCCUUCUUUUUUAUUUUCGGAAACUCUCCAGCACCCGGAACCCCUGCAUCUCCCUCCCCUAAAGGUUCUGUUGCUUCAGCCCCAGGGGCUCUGGGGGGAGCCCGGUAGGUUCUCAGGGGUUAGUGGACUUCUCUGGAAUGAGAUCUCGGAAUAAUAAAUGGGAAUUGUACAGGA
Corvus hawaiiensis (hawaiian crow) is the source of this 1723-nucleotide messenger RNA. RefSeq names its product zinc finger protein 414 (gene ZNF414). The transcript is spliced from 9 exons. NCBI's taxonomy places the organism in Eukaryota, Metazoa, Chordata, Aves, Passeriformes, Corvidae. The coding region runs from base 178 to 1374 and encodes 398 amino acids. The record is from RefSeq and is a predicted model, not a curated record.